CUUGAAGAUCUGCAGAUAAAGAAAGGCGAACAAAAGAAAAAAUCAAUAUACAGAUUACUCAUACGCAAUGCCAUAAUUGAGCUUGGUUAAUUAUUCAGCACUCGUCGAGCCGCUCUCUGUAUCUUUGUCUCUCUCGCUUGGUAAUUUACGCUCUUGGCCACAUUAUGACGCACAACGCACACACUUUGUACGAAAUCAUGUUCAGUUCAGUUUGUAUUCAGUUGUUUAAUCGUUUGGUUGUGCCCCAAUACCGGUCAUCUCCAUGACAACGGCGAUACGAGUAUAAAAAUUCAUGUUCAUCCACCAACAACAACAACAACUUGUGGAAAAGGCUUCAAUUGCAUAUAUAGCAUUUGCAAUUGUUUAAACAAAUGACAGAGCUAACGACGCGGAACCGUUUCGAAAACUCAACAAUGGCCCAAUUGGAAGAACGACCCAACGAAACAGAGAUGAAGUCAAUGGAUGCGAAUCGUUAUGCGACGAAGAAAACAAUUGCCCAGGGAAUGCUGGAUAUAGCACUCUUAACAGCGAAUGCAUCGCAGCUAAAAUAUAUACUACAAGUCGGGGAACAGCAUCAGUUCUAUAAGCUGAUGCUAAUACUGAUUAGUCUGUCGAUUGUCUUACAGCUAUUGGUUGGAAUUCUGUUUGUGGUCAUCGGCAGUCUGAAUAUUAACAAACAACAUGACCAGACGGCGGCCAUAAUAUUAAACGAUGUCAUAUUGGUGGUCAUCUUUAUAAUAUCGGUGGUUAAUGUUAUAAUUUCCGGUUUUGGCAUCGAGUAUUCCUCCCAACCUCUUAGACUCAUCGAUCAGCACGCUAAAACGCCGUAGCUAUAUGUAGAUAAACAUAAAUCUAUGAUUGACAAUAGAUUUUAAUUACGAAGCUAAACAUUAAAUAAGUAUUAUGUCAAAUAUAUUUUGUAAGAUUUCUAAGAAAUAAACCAAAAACUAUAUGUUCAAUCAAUGC
Molecule: messenger RNA, 966 nt
Organism: Drosophila albomicans
Lineage: Eukaryota; Metazoa; Arthropoda; Insecta; Diptera; Drosophilidae
Product: ninjurin-A
Exons: 3
Coding region: 372-830 (152 amino acids)
Biological process (GO): cell adhesion; tissue regeneration
Cellular component (GO): membrane
Source: RefSeq, a predicted model, not a curated record